This is a messenger RNA of Eucalyptus grandis, 477 nucleotides long. RefSeq names its product TMV resistance protein N-like. Gene Ontology annotation, biological process: signal transduction. The record is from RefSeq and is a predicted model, not a curated record. NCBI's taxonomy places the organism in Eukaryota, Viridiplantae, Streptophyta, Magnoliopsida, Myrtales, Myrtaceae. The transcript has a single exon. Bases 1 to 477 code for a protein of 158 amino acids.
AUGGCUUCUUCAUUAAAACCCAAAAUUAAUUAUGAGGUCUUCUUGAGUUUUAGAGGCACAGACCUGCGUAACACCUUCCUUGGUCAUCUCUACAAAGCUUUAUACCAUAAUGGAAUAUACACUUUCGUUGAUAGCGAGGAACUGAGAAAAGGCGACCAAACAUUGCCGACGCUCAUGAAGGCUAUCGAAGAAUCAUGCAUCGCAAUCAUCGUUUUCUCUAAGGAUUACGCUUCCUCGCAGUGGUGCUUGGAAGAGAUGAUGAAGAUUAUGGAGUGCAAGGAGCAAAAGGACCUCACCGUUCUACCAGUGUUUUAUAAAGUGGACCCAAGAGAAGUGAGACAGGGCAGCAAGAGUUAUGGGAAAGCUUUAGCUAAGCAUGAAUCCAAGUUCGGGAAGGAUUCGGAAAAAGUGAAGCGAUGGAAGAAAGCUCUUUUCGAUGCCGGUAGCUUGUCCGGGUGGCAUUUUAAUGAUGGGUAA